UGUAGAAGCCCCACGUAAUAAAGGUACAUGUCCCCACACUUCUUAUAAAUAAUGCCAAGCUUUUAUCACCGGCCCCACUCCACCGCUUCCGCCACGCCCCCCCACCCACCCACUACCUACUACAACUUUCUACACCAUGAUGAUGAGGGCUCCUCCAAAGCCGAUACCUAAUUUAACAAACCACGGGAUAGCCAAGCCGUAUCUCCGAUCCUUGCCCACCCUCCGAAUCUCACAAACCAACUGCCUCACGAUAAUCACCAACGAAAGCUUAACCACCACCGCAAGGACUACCCCCCUUUGACAACAUGUGUAAACACAUCCUAAACGCCCAAGUCUCGAUCCGCUCCCCCUGCUGCAGGAAAUGGUUCGACUGCGUAGACUGCCACACCGAAUCCCAAACCCACCCCCUCCUCCAGUCCUUCGAGAUGGUCUUCGCCUGCAAAAAGUGCAAAAAGUGCUUCCGCAAGGACGUCAAAGAGUUUGAGGAGGCGGACGAGUACUGCCCCCACUGCGACAAUCACUUCGUCCUCGACGCCCUCACCCCCAAGGCCGCCAUCACCGUCGAGGCCGACGACGUCCGGGUCGACGCCAGGAUGCUCAAGGAUGACAGGGUAGCCGCCAAGAAAGAAAGGCCGACCGUGUUUGAUCCCGAUGCCGAUGUUGACAAGUUGGGUUAA
Molecule: messenger RNA, 677 nt
Organism: Podospora pseudocomata
Lineage: Eukaryota; Fungi; Ascomycota; Sordariomycetes; Sordariales; Podosporaceae
Exons: 2
Coding region: 306-677 (123 amino acids)
Biological process (GO): protein import into mitochondrial intermembrane space
Cellular component (GO): mitochondrial intermembrane space
Molecular function (GO): zinc ion binding
Source: RefSeq, a predicted model, not a curated record